GCUCGAAGCUUCUUCCUCACCAAGAGAUCAACCCCUCACUUUCUCUCCCCCAAAAACCCCAAUGGCCACGCGCCUCGCCCUCCGCCUCAAAUCCCACCUCCUCCGCCGGACAACCACCGCCCCCUCUUCCCUCAUCCACCUCCGCCCCUACACCAAAUCUCCGCCGUCGAUCUUCUCCUCACUCUCCCAACUCCCCCAUCCACAGCCACAGCUGACGAAUCUCCGAUCCUUCACUCUCCGCUUCCUCUCCACCUCCUCCCGCCGCGGCCCGACCCGGCCCAAGCCCGUCGACAUCGGGGCCCGGGCCCGCCAGCUCCAGACCCGCCGCCUCUGGACCUACGCCCUCACCUUCAGCUGCAUCGCCGGCUUCAUCGUCAUCGUCCUCAACAGCUUCCAGGACCAACUCGUCUUCUACGUCACCCCCACCGACGCCCUCGAGAAGUACGCCACAAACCCUAGCAAGAGCAAGUUCCGCCUCGGCGGCCUCGUCCUCGAAGGCAGCGUCGUCCAGCCGGCGUCCUCGCCGGAGAUGGAGUUCGUCAUCACCGAUCUCAUGACCGAUAUCCUGGUCCGCUACAAGGGCUCCUUGCCGGAUUUGUUCCGGGAGGGCCACUCCGUCGUGGUGGAGGGGUUCGUGAAGCCUUUUACCGACGAAGUCCGCAAGGAAGUGUCGACGAAAAGCGUCUCCGGGAAGGCCAGGACCGGAGAGUGUUAUUUUUCGGCCACUGAGGUUUUGGCAAAGCACGAUGAGAAGUAUAUGCCGGGGGAAGUUGCGGCGGCGCUCGAGAAGAACAAGAAGAAGCUUGCGGAGGAGGCGAAGGCCGGCGGUGAAGGUGGAGCUCAUUUGGAGAACAAUGCCGGUGGUGAAGCUGAUGGAGCACUAGUUAAGAGCUCUUAGACUGAUUGGUAUGAGUUCAAAUUUGUCAUUUUUUUAGUGAAGUUUCAAUUUUUUGUAGCGUAUAUACGUUGAUUCGAGAAGAGGGUUAUACUUGGAUAGUUGGAUAAUUGGUUAAUGUUUAGGCGAGGGAAUAGGCAUUGGAGUUGAGGAAGAGAGAUGAGAUUUUGGAAGUUUGAGGCUUUAAAGUUCCAAUUUUGUUGUUGUAGUAUGAUAUCGAUGGCGAAUUUUAUAAUGUUUUAGUUCGAUUUAGUAACAAAUAAUGCCAUUAAUUGGGAAUGGCAAAGUCGAUUGAAAUUCUCGGCACGUUUUGUAUCUGAUACUGGCUUCAACCUUGAGAUUUACAUCAGUGAAUUGGGGUUCACUUUGAA
Molecule: messenger RNA, 1266 nt
Organism: Rosa rugosa (rugosa rose)
Lineage: Eukaryota; Viridiplantae; Streptophyta; Magnoliopsida; Rosales; Rosaceae
Product: cytochrome c-type biogenesis protein CcmE homolog, mitochondrial
Exons: 1
Coding region: 62-898 (278 amino acids)
Biological process (GO): cytochrome complex assembly; protein-heme linkage
Cellular component (GO): plasma membrane
Molecular function (GO): heme binding
Source: RefSeq, a predicted model, not a curated record